Cheilinus undulatus (humphead wrasse) is the source of this 2568-nucleotide messenger RNA. Its product is annotated as G-protein coupled receptor family C group 6 member A-like. The record is from RefSeq and is a predicted model, not a curated record. Gene Ontology annotation, cellular component: membrane. Gene Ontology annotation, biological process: G protein-coupled receptor signaling pathway. Gene Ontology annotation, molecular function: G protein-coupled receptor activity. The transcript is spliced from 7 exons. Lineage: Eukaryota; Metazoa; Chordata; Actinopteri; Labriformes; Labridae. The coding region runs from base 19 to 2568 and encodes 849 amino acids.
UCAACGUGACGCCUUUAUAUGAACCCUCCAGUUCUGAUAGAGCGUGGGGAGCACGAGACUCAAGGACCCAAUCCAGAGUCAACUGAGAGAGGUGAGAGCAAUUUUCUUCAUGCCUUCUCUCCUGGAGAUGUCAUCAUCGGAGGACUUUUCCCCUUUCACAGACAAACGAACAGAGAAACAACACAUGGACCAUCCUUAUGUAGAGAGAUUGAUAUAGGGUCAUUCCUCCAUAGUCAGGUGAUGAUAUAUGCCAUCAGUGAAAUAAACCAGCGCACACCAAGGAUUCUUCCCAAUGUCACUCUCGGAUAUGACAUCUACGACAGCUGUGGGGAUGUCAGCAUUGCCAUCUUAUCAAUGCUGCAGCUUCUGAAGGGCCAUUCAGACCUCCAGGAGUGUUUGGUACCAGCAAACUUUCAGCCUGCUUUGCCUGACCCCAAAACAAAGGUGGUGAUCGGUGAAAGGCAUUCAGAAGUGUCGAUAGCUGUUGCAAGGGUUGUGGCUCUGGCCUCAGUCACGCAGAUUAGCUAUGCAUCAACUAGUGAGCUUCUCAGCAGGAAGUUGAAGUUCCCCACUUUCCUGCGAACAAUAUCGAGUGAUAAACAUCAAACACUGGCCAUUGCUAAGCUGGUGGAGAAGUUCAACUGGGAAACAGUUGCCAUUGUAGGAAGUGAUGAUGAGUACGGGAAGUACGGCUGUGAUAACCUUUUAGACAUCUUUAGGAAAGACGAGGACAUUUGCAUUGAAUUCAUUGAAAUCCUGCCUGGUGACUUUUACAAAACCCACACGGGGCUGGCUGAUCUGAUGGAGAAUAUUAACAAAUCCUCUGCUGAGGCUGUCAUCUUGUUCACCAAAGAGUCAAAUGUUGAUGUCAUCAUGAAAGCAGCAAUCGAGUGCCAACUCAACAGAACCUGGAUUGCCAGUGAUAGCUGGUCCACUUCCACACACAUAGCUGCGCUCCCCGGCAUUGAGAUGGCAGGUCAGGUGUUUGGCUUUAUCUCUAAGAGAAAUGAGGUGCCUGGUUUUAAAGACUACGUCCUCUCAAAAUUCAACAAAACCAUGAACCCCUUCCUGAGUCAUUUUCUGUCACAGUAUCCACUCUGUUCUAACCAGUUGGAGGAGAGCGGAGAAAAAAACUGCUCGAUAUUAAACGACCAACAAGGAUCCAAGCAAUGUCUGGACCUGGGAUGUUUGGUGAAUUACAUUGACCAGGAUCAGUCGUACAACAUCUACCUAGCUGUUCAAGUCAUCGCUGAGGGUCUCAGGCGUCUGCUGAAGUGUGACAACCAACGCUGUGAACGCAGCACCAACUUUACAGCCCAGGAGCUUCUUUUGGAAAUCAGAAAUGUCAGCCUCACUGUGAACACUACCCACAUAAACUUUGACUCCAGUGGAGACCCUAGUUUGGGAUAUGAUAUUGUCUAUUGGGUCAUGACUAAUCCACAAAUAGAAACUAUUGGAGAGUACUGGCCGAACAAAACAAUCAAAGUCCCGGAAGAUCUUGUCGGAAAAAUGUCCAGUCUGCUGACAACUGCUUACAACUGCUCCAAAACUUGUCCGCCAGGACAGGAGUUGAAGAUACUACAAAAGAAGUGCUGCAAAUACUGUAUACCGUGUGCUGAAGGAGAGUUUUCCGCUGGAAAUGGUGACAAGUGUGGCCGCUGUAACGAGUUUGAGUUUUCUUCUCAAAAUAAGGAUUGCUGUGUGGACAAAAAAAAGGAAUACCUUUACUGGUCCAACCACUUUGUUGUCAUUUUGAGUUGCCUGGCUGUGCUUGGGAUCAUUGUUGUCAUCGUCUUUGCCGUUCUGUUUAAGAUUUAUUGUUGCACUCCCAUCGUGAAGGCUGUUGGGGGUUAUUUGUGUUUCUUGGAGCUUGUCGCCUUGCUGGCUUGCUUCUGCCUCACUUUCACCUUCACUGGACAACCCACUGAAGCUUCCUGCAGGUUAGGUAUGCCGUUAUUUGGCAUUUCCUGUUCCCUUUGCAUCGCGUGCAUUUUGGCCAACCUGCUCCAGAUCUUACUAGGCUUCAACUUCAAUGCAAAGCUGGGUACGUGGAUAAAACGGCUCAACAAGCCGGCAGCAAUAGUAACUGUUGUCUGCGGGAUCCAGGUGGCACUGUGUGUGCCAUGGUUGUACUUCUACCCCCCUGAAAUUGUCGAUCAUAAGUCACCACAAACCAUUUUAUUGCAAUGCACCAAAGGCUCCAAACCUUUUUUUUUUGCAAUGUUGAGCUACAAUGCUGCCUUGGCUUUCAUUUGUUUCCUAUUUGCUUUCAAAAGCAAACAGCUCCCAGACUUGUAUAAAAAUGCAAGUCUGAUCAGCAUCAGUAUGAUGCUGUUUCUGAUCAUUUGGAUCCUCUUUAUCCCAAUUUACAUCAGCAAGUCUGGGAAGUACAAACGAGCCAUAGAGAGUGCAGCCAUUCUCGUUUUUAGCUACAGCAUCCUUGGCUUUCACCUGGCCCCAAAAUGUUACAUCAUGUUGUUCAGAAAAGAGAUCAAUAAUGAGAGAGCCAUCACUGAGUACAUCAGGAAACAUUUUGAGCAGAAAAAUAUCGCUGUGGUAAAAUCAUAG